Phalacrocorax carbo (great cormorant) is the source of this 6909-nucleotide messenger RNA. Lineage: Eukaryota; Metazoa; Chordata; Aves; Suliformes; Phalacrocoracidae. The record is from RefSeq and is a predicted model, not a curated record.
GGCAGCAGCCCAGCGAUUUCUGGGCUUGUUCCCGGGCAGGUCGGGUCCGCUCCAGGGCUGGGGGAUGCUGGCAGAGCCACGGGGCUCACAGCUCUGCAAGCGACUUAGUGCAUCCUUCCCGGCACAUGGAGACACCUUGUGUUUGGGAUAGAGGAGACGGAGAACCUUAACCCGAGCUCUGGAGGGGAAAAACCAUGCCUUAAAUGGGAAAGGCAAAGCUGAGGGUCCGUCUGCGCUUGCCGCUGGUCUGCUCACCCUGGGGGACGCAACUGAGGUCCUAACGCUGCCCCGGCAUCCAAAAUGGUCAUGAAAAGACACCACCUCACCUGCGCAGGAGUAGCAUUCGCUCUCUACCUUCAUCACCUCGUCAGCACCAUCGAAGUCCCUCUGGAUUCAAAUAUUCAGAGUGAAUUGCCUCAGCCCCCCACAAUCACCAAGCAGUCGGUGAAGGACUACAUCGUCGACCCAAGGGAUAACAUCUUCAUUGAAUGUGAAGGCAAAGGGAACCCCGUUCCCACGUUUUCGUGGACGCGGAACGGGAAGUUCUUCAACGUGGCGAAGGACCCCAAGGUGUCCAUGCGGCGGCGGUCGGGGACGCUGGUCAUCGACUUCCACAGCGGGGGACGGCCAGAGGACUACGAGGGAGAGUACCAGUGCUUCGCCCGGAACGACUAUGGCACUGCUCUCUCCAGCAAAAUCCACCUCCAGGUUUCUAAGUCUCCCCUGUGGCCCAAGGAGAAGGUGGAUGUGAUAGAGGUGGAUGAAGGUGCUCCGCUCAGUCUGCAGUGCAACCCGCCGCCUGGCCUGCCUUCUCCCGUCAUCUUCUGGAUGAGCAGCUCCAUGGAGCCCAUCCAUCAGGACAAGCGCGUCUCCCAGGGCCAGAACGGCGACCUGUACUUCUCCAACGUCAUGCUGCAGGAUGCCCAGACCGACUACAGCUGCAACGCACGCUUCCACUUCACCCACACCAUUCAGCAGAAAAACCCCUACACCCUCAAGGUGAAAACCAAGAAACCCCAUAACGAAACGUCUUUACGAAAUCACACUGACAUGUACAGUGCCCGAGGGAUUACGGAAACAACUCCCAGCUUCAUGUAUCCCUACGGGACCUCCAGCAGCCAGAUGGUGCUCAGAGGGGUGGACCUCUUGCUGGAGUGCAUUGCUUCAGGAGUACCAGCACCAGACAUCAUGUGGUACAAGAAAGGAGGAGAGCUCCCAGCAGGCAAAACCAAGCUGGAAAACUUUAACAAGGCUCUUCGUAUCUCCAACGUCUCUGAGGAAGACUCCGGGGAGUAUUUCUGCUUGGCAUCGAACAAGAUGGGCAGCAUCCGCCACACGAUCUCGGUGAGAGUGAAGGCUGCUCCAUACUGGUUGGACGAGCCCCAGAACCUCAUUCUGGCCCCUGGCGAGGAUGGCAGGCUGGUGUGUCGAGCCAAUGGCAACCCCAAGCCUGCGAUACAGUGGCUGGUGAACGGCGAGCCCAUAGAAGCUUCUCCCCCCAACCCGAGCCGAGAGGUGUCUGGAGACACCAUUGUAUUUCGAGACACGCAGAUCGGCAGCAGUGCUGUGUACCAAUGCAACGCCUCCAACGAGCACGGCUACCUUCUCGCCAAUGCCUUUGUCAGUGUCCUGGAUGUGCCUCCACGGAUACUGGCCCCCCGCAAUCAGCUGAUCAAGGUGAUUCAAAACAACAGGACCCGACUCGACUGCCCCUUCUUUGGCUCGCCGAUCCCCACCCUGAGAUGGUUUAAGAAUGGCCAGGGGAACACACUGGACGGAGGAAACUACAAGGCACAUGAGAACGGGAGCUUGGAGAUGAACAUGGCUCGGAAGGAGGACCAGGGCAUCUACACUUGUGUUGCUACCAACAUCCUGGGUAAAGCCGAGGCCCAGGUUCGCCUGGAGGUCAAAGACCCAACCAGGAUUGUGAGAGGACCAGAAGAUCAGGUGGUGAAGAGGGGCUCCAUGCCUCGCCUCCACUGCCGUAUCAAGCACGACCCAACGCUGAAACUCACAGUCACCUGGCUGAAAGAUGAUGCACCCCUGUACAUGGGAAACAGGAUGAAGAAAGAAGAUGACGGUCUGACAAUAUAUGGCGUGGCUGAAAAGGACCAAGGGGAUUACACCUGCAUAGCUAGCACGGAGCUGGACAAGGACUCGGCUAAAGCGUACCUCACCGUACUAGCUGUCCCUGCUAACCGUUUGCGAGACUUACCGAAAGAACGACCUGACCGGCCCCGUGACUUGGAGCUGUCAGACCUGGCUGAGAGGAGCGUGCGGCUGACGUGGAUUCCCGGAGAUGACAAUAACAGCCCCAUCACAGACUACAUUGUCCAGUUUGAGGAGGACCGGUUCCAACCCGGCAUGUGGCAUAACCACUCCAGAUACCCUGGCAGCGUCAACUCGGCUGUCCUGAGCCUCUCUCCUUACGUCAACUACCAGUUCCGGGUGAUUGCGGUGAACGACGUGGGCAGCAGCCUGCCCAGUGUGCCCUCCGAACGAUACCAGACCAACGGGGCGCGUCCUGAAAUUAAUCCAACAGGAGUUCAAGGUGCAGGAACCCAAAAAAACAACAUGGAGAUAACCUGGACACCUCUGAAUGCAACUCAAGCUUAUGGGCCCAACCUCAGGUACAUCGUGAGAUGGAGGCGAAGAGACCCCCGAGGGAGCUGGUACAAUGAGACAGUGAAGGCACCAAGGCAUGUCGUCUGGAACACACCCAUCUAUGUCCCCUACGAGAUCAAAGUGCAGGCAGAGAACGACUUUGGUAGAGCACCAGAGCCUGACACCGUCAUCGGCUACUCAGGGGAAGAUUAUCCAAAGGCUGCACCUACAGAUGUUAGGAUAAGAGUUUUAAACAGCACUGCCAUUGCUCUGACCUGGACCCGAGUGCACGGGGACACCAUCCAGGGACAGCUCAAGGAGUACAGAGCCUAUUUCUGGAGAGACAGUAGUUUGCUGAAGAACCUGUGGGUCUCCAAAAAACGGCAGUAUGUGAGUUUUCCUGGAGACCGAAACCGGGGCAUAGUGUCCCGGCUGUUUCCUUACAGCAACUACAAGCUUGAGAUGGUUGUAACCAACGGGAGAGGCGAUGGGCCACGCAGUGAAGUUAAGGAGUUCCCCACACCCGAAGGAGUGCCCAGUUCCCCCAGGUAUUUAAGAAUCCGACAGCCAAAUCUGGAAAGCAUCAAUCUGGAGUGGGAUCACCCAGAGCACCCCAAUGGCGUCCUCACAGGAUACAACCUUAGAUAUCAAGCCUUUAACGGAUCCAAAACAGGCCGAACCCUGGUAGAGAACUUCUCUCCCAAUCAGACAAGGUUCACCCUGCAGAGGACAGAUCCCAUCUCGCGCUAUCGCUUCUUCCUGCGUGCCCGGACCCAGGUGGGAGAAGGAGAGACCUUAGUGGAGGAGUCGCCAGCCUUGCUGAAUGAAGCCACGCCAACCCCAGCUGCCACUGGGUUGCCUCCAACUACAAUCGGUCUAACCAGUACUACAACAACCCCAACUACCACAACUACCGACACAACUACCACCACCACAACUACCACCACCACCACAGCCGCCACCACUCUGCCCGCCACCACCGUCGCAAGCACUACAACAGCUACAGAGAGGGCUCCGGCAGCCACCACAAAGCAGGAGUUGGCUUACACCAAGAAUCACGUGGACAUCGCAACGCAGGGCUGGUUCAUCGGGCUGAUGUGCGCCAUAGCUCUCCUGGUCCUUAUUCUGCUGAUCGUCUGCUUCAUUAAGAGGAGCAGAGGCGGGAAAUAUCCAGUACGAGACAAUAAAGAUGAGCAUCUAAAUCCCGAAGACAAGAACGUGGAAGACGGGUCGUUCGACUACAGCGAUGAAGACAACAAACCCCUGCCAAACAGCCAGACCUCCUUGGACGGCACGAUAAAGCAGCAGGAGAGCGACGAUAGCUUGGUGGACUAUGGAGAGGGGGGCGAAGGGCAGUUUAACGAAGACGGCUCCUUUAUCGGCCAGUACACGGUGAAGAAGGACAAAGAGGAGACCGAAGGCAACGAGAGCUCGGAAGCCACCUCCCCAGUCAAUGCUAUCUACUCGUUGGCAUAGCGCAAUGCACUGAAACCACAAACAGCCUGAGGUGUUUGUAGUGGAUGGGGGUUAAACAACAGCCCCGCCGCCACUACCUCCAACAGAAACGCGCGAAUGAAACCAACCAACAAUGACAAAAAAAAAAAAAAGAAAAAAAAAGAAAAAAAAAGAGAAAAAAAUCCAAGCGAACAGGCAGACCAGGUGGCUGCCGAUGCCAUCUUAUCCUUAGCAAACAAGCGAAUGGCGAGGACUCCCGGGGCACGGAUGGGUUGUAGCUGUAGCUGAAAUGUGGGCUGAGCCAGAGGGGCUGGAGGAGGAGCGGGAUGCUCGAGCUGCACCCCAGCUUCGGGGCUGGCCCCAGCGCCCAGAGCCCGCCCGGCAGGGCCACGAUGGGCUCGGCCGCCCAGGCUCCCCGAGGCCCUUUUUGUUCUUUUGGGAGGAAGUUAAAAAUUCUUCUUUUUAAUCUUUACAGGAAGGUUCCACAUAAGAGGGGGAGGGGGAAAAAAAAAAGGGAGUUUGGGGAAGGGAAGAGGGGUGAGCGGGGCCUGGGCAGAGCAGCAAGAGCAACAUAAAUGCAUGAAAGAAGAAAAGUGGUGGAUCUUUGGGUAACGACACCAUGGCACUUUUUACCGAGAUGUCCAUCCUCACGGCAGCAUCUUGCCCAUAGCCUCUCCCAGACUAGUCGGCGCCACAACCUCCUUCCCACAAGAUCAAGCAGCACCUAUGCAGGGAAGAGCAGGUUCCUACGGCUUCCCUCGGCACCGUAACUCACGUUGGUGCUGAGGCUCCACGGUCCAUCCCCCCUGCAAACCCCACGGGGAGGCCACCCACCACCACUGCAGGGCUCCGGAGCAUCCUCUGAGGACAGGAGGUUGCAGAAGAGCUCGUGGGAUUCGUGGAAGGACAGUCAGGUGCUGCUCACCCUCUGAGCCCAGGAUAAUAUCAUUGCUUGCCUGGGUAACUGCAGGCAAACCAUUUGGGUUUAGUCUUUGCUUUGUAAGAAUCUGGGGGGGAAACUGCCCCCAGACCAUGCCUGCUUUCUUUUAAGGGCAACUCCAUACAUUUUAUGUAGCAAAGAGGGAGUGGGAACAGGACCAGUACUAACAUAGGAUGAGGGGACCAGAAAUCACUUAUUUUUAAAAACCGAAGGCACCCGGUCAGGAUGAGAAGCUCCCACCAGGAUCGGGUGGAGGAUCCCCUGCUGUUGACCUGCACCACAGCUCCCAGUCAGCAGCUUGAACGGGCCAGGGAUGCACGUCCCUCAGGAGACAGGGAGGAAGGCACGUGGCGGGAGCGCAGGUCCGCAUCUUCCCAGGCACUGGGGAUGCGCCAGAUCAACAGUGUUUUCCACUAAACUCUUCUCCUCGUUUCUGACAGUGGCCUUUCCCCCCUCCAUCGAUCACCCUGAGCAAGACCCUUCCACAAGCGAGCGAGCACUGCAGGACCCCCCUCCGCUGCCUUCUUUACAUAUCAAGACAACACGCGAUUUAAGUUAACCCGUUAACACACAGUAAACAAAAGCGUCUCGGAUAGGAGUGCUCCUUCACAUGCCUUACACAGCUUCGAACUUCCAAUGAAGUUUAAUAAACUGACACUCUUCCCCCACCGCUUACGCGCCCCUAACGCGACGGUCUUCGAUCUGCCAGACCAGUAGGAGUAGGACGCCUGGGCAGCUCUCCCAGCUGAGACAGCAUGGAUCAUUGUAGAAGGUAGAGUUUUAUAACAGACAGUACUUAGUGGCCAAUGCCAUGUGUAUUCUCCCACUUCCUGCACUUUUGAAACCAAAGGUACCUUCGCUGAAAGAGGUCGGAUUUCUUCAGACAGUUUCACAGACGGCGAACGACGUUAGGAUGGGUUUUUCUUUCAUUUCUUUUUCUAAGGAUGAUGGUUUUGUUCUGCAUAAUGGAUUAAAUGCAAUAGGAUUAAUGCAAUUAUUCUUUUAGCUUUCGAGCUGGUUUGCUAUGAAGACAUGUUGCUAACAAGAAUACUUCUACUAAUACGGAUUGCUGAGGUGGACUUUGCCACAUUCUUUAAGCUGCUAAUGGCACAACUAUCCUGCGCUUCGGGGAAGAGCCCGGGCCUGGGCAGCAGGCGUGCAGCACCUACUGCUGGAGCACGCAGAGGAAACAGGAGCGAGCCAGAUGCGAACCAAACAGCAAAGGAGUUGCAUGCACCAUAUGAGCCAAGGAGGGUUUAGGCUGGCGUUGACAGGCAGAGCCCCCUCCUAGAGCUCGGGAGCUCCUGCUCCCCCAGGGCAGCGCAGGGACGUCCCCUCUCCACCACACAGGAACCCAUCUGCCAGGGUCCUCCAUCCAUAUCCUCUCAGAGCAGGAGCCAUGCACCUCGCUCCGUUACCAUCAGUGUAAAUGCAUUCAUGCAACAAGCCCGUCUCUACUGCUGCCACUCGCCACUGAUCCGGUUUAAGGAGAGCGGCUCCCAGCCCGGUGCCAGGACACGCAGCAGCUGUAUUCAGCUUUUAAGCAAACACACCAGGCCAAAUAUAACGCAGCCCUUGGUUGCGGGGGUAACCACUUCCCAAGCCUACAGCUGCCCUUACAACGUUGAGUUUGCGUAACUUCUUGCCCAAGCGCUGGUGGAAAUGAGGAGAGAAAGAAACUACAGCCUCUGAUGGGGCAAAGGUUCUGCUGCCAGAGCUGGGCGUCUUCAUUCACACCCGAUCCUCACUGCUUUGUGGACCAACCGCUAACGGGGACCACGAGACCCUUGGCUACCACGCAACACCUCCAAACCUCAAGAAAGUUGGUCAGGCAUUAUUGGAAGCAGGGCGGUCUGUGUCAUGUGUCUGUAUUAUGUGCCAUUUAUAUUAAAGCCUGUAUUUCUGUCCUA